Messenger RNA from Biomphalaria glabrata, 5658 nucleotides. Its product is annotated as protein Wnt-7b-like. Gene Ontology annotation, molecular function: cytokine activity; frizzled binding. Bases 728 to 1786 code for a protein of 352 amino acids. Gene Ontology annotation, cellular component: extracellular region. The record is from RefSeq and is a predicted model, not a curated record. NCBI's taxonomy places the organism in Eukaryota, Metazoa, Mollusca, Gastropoda, Planorbidae. Gene Ontology annotation, biological process: canonical Wnt signaling pathway; positive regulation of JNK cascade; cell fate commitment. The transcript is spliced from 5 exons.
ACGUUGUCCCCUUGGAGUACGCCAUUACGAUAAGAACACCCAUUAAACACCAAAUCUACCAUUCGGGGACUAACCAUAAAACCCAAACCUGCGACAUAGGGGAGGACGGGCACACGGACGCCAUCCAAAGGAGACAAUGGGAGGACAUCAAAUAAUAACUAUUUCUCAAAUUAAAUGGAGGUGUUUUUUUUUCUUUCAUGUGAUGUGAGAUUUGAUUUCUGAGAAGCUUCGUGCAUUCAGUGCCGAUACAGUGUGUUGUUUUACUGCCGGUACCAGGCAGCACGGAGUGCUAGGAAUUCUUCUUUUGAGGUGUUUCAUUAUUUGUUAUCUUAAGUCACCUUCGAAAUAUUAGAUCCCGCUUUUAUUAUUGAUAUAUUAAGGAAACACUGAUCUCAACACAUACACUGCACAUUGCUUUAUAUUUCGAUUCGGAUAACAAAAAUAAUGAAGUGAUUUCUGACGGAUUACAUAAAGAACUGUGACUAACUUGAUUCUAAGGAUAAGUGUAAAUCUAUCAGUGGAUUGUGAAAUCACAAAUAUUUCGGAAGGAUAAUUUCUUGAAGUUCAUUUAUUCAAUAAGAUCAACCCACAGCGUGUGCUAGAAGUUCCUUCCUCCGAAUCAAUUCUUCACAUGGUGACGGCCACUCGUCUUGGCUUCACUUCGGAUGCCCCAUAACGCUUGUGGGGGCCUCGGACACGAGGGAGAUGUACAGCCAGGAUCCUAGACAUGGGUAUUCGGCGUCACACAAGGGUUAUGCUGGGGGCCUAUCUCCUCACCUGCUGCAUCUACGGUAACUUCCUAGCUUUGUCGUCUGUGGUGGCGCUGAACGCCAAUAUCAUUUGCAACAAGAUCCCCACUCUGGCGCCCAAGCAGCGCCUCGUGUGCAAAAGUAGGCCAGAUGCUUUCAUUGCUAUGGGGGAAGGUGCCAAACUCGGGGGCGCCGAGUGCCGCUUCCAGUUUAUGAACAUGAGGUGGAACUGUACCAGCAUCAACGGAGACAAGUCCAUGUUUGGAUAUGAAGAACUGGGUGCCACCAAAGAGGCGGCAUUUAUAUAUGCCAUCACGUCUGCUGGUGUGACCUACGCCAUUACCAAAGCUUGCAGCACCGGCAAUCUUUCCAACUGUGGCUGCGACCAGGCCAAGAAAGACGGGGAAGUCACCUCGGCCGGGUGGAAGUGGGGCGGGUGCAGCGUGGACGUGAAGUACGGGUUGAAGAUGGCCAGGAAGUUCAUGGACGCCAGGGAGAUCGCCAAAGAUGACCGGGCACUGAUGAACCUUCACAAUAACCGGGCAGGCAGGAAAGCUGUCAAAGACAACAUGAGCACAGAUUGCAAAUGUCACGGAGUUUCCGGAUCCUGCACAGUCAAAACCUGCUGGACGACGCUUCCUCCAUUCAGGAAAAUCGGCGACGCCCUGAAAAAGCGCUACAAAAAAGCCAAGCUUGUGGCAUCCUACGUGGGCGGCAGGUCUCGGCAGCCCAUCUCACUUAUUCUUAAACGUUCCAAAAGACCUCACCGGAAGCCCAGGCGAAGCCACCUGGUGUUUCUGAUUCCUUCGCCUAACUAUUGCGACUACGAUGAGAGCGUUCGUUCUCUGGGCACGAAAGGUCGCUCCUGCAACCGGACUUCUAACGCCUCAGAAGGCUGCGACCUGAUGUGCUGCGGGAGGGGAUAUAACACGCACCAGCACACGCGCAACUAUAAGUGUUCCUGCAAGUUCCACUGGUGCUGUCAAGUGCAGUGCGAAAAUUGUAGUGAAAGAACCGAGCAAUAUACUUGCAAGUGAGAGCGAUUGACAUGGAAGUUGAAGCAAUACACUUGCAAGUGAGAGCUAUUGACAUGGAAGUUGAAGCAAUAUACUUGCAAGUGAGAGCUAUUGACAUGGAAGUUGAAGCAAUAUACUUUCAAGUGAGAGCUAUUGACAUGGAAGUUGAAGCAAUAUACUUUCAAGUGAGAGCUAUUGACAUGAAAGUUGAAGCAAUAUACUUUCAAGUGAGAGCUAUUGACAUGGAAGUUGAAGCAAUAUACUUUCAAGUGAGAGCUAUUGACAUGGAAGUUGAAGCAAUAUACUUUCAAGUGAGAGCUAUUGACAUGGAAGUUGAAGCAAUAUACUUGCAAGUGAGAGCUAUUGACAUGGAAGUUGAAGCAAUAUACUUGCAAGUGAGAGCUAUUGACAUGAAAGUUGAAGCAAUAUACUUGCAAGUGAGAGCAAAUGGCAUGUAGGUGAAAGCAAUAUAACUUUGCAAUGAAAAUUUUACGUGAAAGCAUCGUGUUGGUGAUUUUCACGUUAAAUUUUUGAUUGUGAACAAUGUCAGAUACACUAUAUUUAAAGAGCUUACGUUGCCAACUAAAUAUGAAAGAAUACAGUUUAGAAAUGGGAUUUUACAGUCCUACAAAGUGCAGAAAAAAUCGUAUAGCUUCUAGAAUGCAUAGAUAAUCAACACUUCCUAUCUUCUAUGCACCGGAUAUAUCAGAUAGCUCAUUAUUUAGGUCAUACGCCGUAGAUGAAACUCUGCACUAUAUAAAAAUCUAUGACUUUCAGCUUUGUCAUUGAUUUGAAAACUGAAGGGUCUUCAAACACAAACUUUUAAAAUCAACCACAUUUAUGUUGGAAGGAUUUUAAGUUUAUUCUGAGAAAUAAUUGUCACUACAAAUGGAAAUUUUUAGCUGCAACGAAAUGUCACUUCACUGAAUAUUAGAAACAGUGCCUGCUCUCAGUUUGAUGACACCCGCUAACCAACUCGCUUUAUCACCGAGGAUGAUCUGAUACCUAAGUUUAUGUUAUUAAACGAUUUCACCUCAAUCAUAGUCAUACACGGAUAAGGUAGUAUCAACAAGCCAUUAUCACGAACAGAAACCCACUGCAUUGUGAAAUCUGGACAUUAUGUAAAAUAAACUAAGAAGAUUGCUACCCAUUAUUUCCUUAGACGUGGCAUUGAAAGAUUGGAUUUGUCUGAUUGAUUGAAUACUACCAAUGUGUGAUCUAUUUAUAACGCUGUGUUUGUAUGUUUGAUAAAAUGUUUACCGUUUGAUAUACAUACCAAACCUCACGUCAAUGACAGUAAAUAAUUUUAGCUCACUAAAUAAGUCCUACUGUAUAUUAUUUCUAGAGUUCAAAGCUAAUACAUUAAUACCAUGUACAAUUCAUUUGGCAACAUAUCGCAACUCCAGGUUAUUUUGAAUAUAAGUAUAUAAUAAUAUGCAAAUUACAUUUAUUGCAUGUAAGCAUACUUUGACCUUUUCAUGCUUAACAUUUUAUUGUAUACUGAAAAUUACAAUUUACUAUAUAUAUAUCUAUUCGUAUUUUUUGAAAAGGGUGCAUGCAUUUAAAACAGUCAUUUCACAAAGCUUGCAUUAUAAAAUGACAUAAGUGCACCCGUCACUAGCAGAUCCAGAACGUUUGAGGGGGGGGGGGCCCUGGAUCCGCCAGUGCCACCCCUCCCCAAGGGCCAAUGUAAUGAACGAGUACAGCGCAAUGUUAAGUAACAAAGGGCUCUGUUGAGAAAGUCUCUAGUGUACUCGGGCAAUGACCUGGCUGCGCAUCUAUUGAGUCGACUUCUGUAUAUAUUCUUACCUUCUCCUUGGCCAGUGUCGCGUGGAUAGUGGCUGAGAAAAUGUUUUAUUUAUUAUUCUAAUUUAUGUGCAACAUUAAUUUUUUUUAAAGUGAAAUGAACGAAUUAGGGAGUAUUGAGUGACAGAUUACACAGCUGCAAACCCAAAGACCUAGUUCAAAUCUUUACUCAUCUUAGACGUCACAAUUUAAAACAAAAAUAUCGCCGCAAAUAGACAUAAAAAGAUUUUCUCUAGUAGAUAUUUUGUAAUCCACUUUUGAUACAGGCACGACCAUCAGUUCAUACUUUGUUAGCUCAAUAAUCUUUAGUUUGACCCGUGUGUUAUGGUCUAAUCUCACUUGGGGAAAGGAGGAGGAGUCCGUGCUGCCUUUAGGCGCUCAGCAAAUAGAACUCAUCUUGAAUCGGGAUUUGAACUCGAUCCCUCUUUUUGGGUAGCCACUUAGCCACAGAUCCCUCUAUUUGGGUAGCCACUUAGCCACAGAUCUCUCUAUUUGGGUAGUCACUUAGCCACAGAUCCCUCUAUUUGGGUAGCCACUUAGCCACAGAUCCCUCUAUAUGGGUAGCCACUUAGCCACAGAUCCCUCUAUUUGGGUAGCCACUUAGCCACAGAUCCAUCUUUUUGGGUAGCCACUUAGCCACAGAUUCCUCUUUUGACGUUAUCAAACACGGCCAAAGUAAUUUCGAUAAUAUCCAUAAGUUGUGCUGACACAUGUCUGGCAGAUGUCAGUUCAAUGCCAGUUAAGUCAGACAACUCGAUCACGGAUAUCACACCAUUCUCUGUUACAAAGCAAUUUUCGUUGUGUAUUUACUGCAUAAUGUCUAUCAGUCUAUCUGGUAAAAUGUUUGUACACGUUAUUUCUUCCACACCCAGUCUCGGAUUAAGCUCAAAUUUUGCAUACUUAUUUCUUUUACCUGACAAAACAAAAAUCCAUUUUUAAAACAGUUAAUUAACUAUUGGUAAUUAAUUAUUUUGUUCAGUAUCUCGAACAAGGGAAAGAACUUGAACUUGACUAAUAUGGUGGUAUAAGCUGAAUUAGUCCUCUUUAUACUUUGCAAAGAGAAAAUUUUAAAACUAACACAAAAAAACUUUUUUUUCCCAUAAGCACUUCCCUGGCACAGUGGUUAACGUGAGGGUGAUCAGGCUUUAGCCCUCGAGUUUGAAUUCAGGUCGUUUACAUUUUUUAAAAAAUAAAUGCAUUUAAAAAGCGAUCACCCAAAUACCCCCUUUUUUUCUCCCCCACCCCUUUCCAUUUUCCAGACACGUGAUAGGAUCAUAGCGUAGUGAGAAAGCUAAAAUCUUGAAAUUAUGCUAAGCAAAACAAUUGGUAAAAAUAUUUAUAAUCGGCACAGAAUUAUUAUAGUUAGCUUGCAUGACAGAUCCAAAGUAACUGGUAAUACUACACUUAAUCAAAGAUUGUGUUAGUGUUUUUCUUCUCCCUGUUACAUGUAGAAAGGAAAUAAAUUUCUUAGACUUGUCAACGUUAGCUUGGCGACUUAUAAAGCUUUAGAGCAGCGGUUCUCAACCUUUUAAGCUUGGCGACCCCUUUUUACAAUAUACCACUCUGCCGCGACCCCCCCCCCCCCAAAUAGACACACACAGCAAUAGAAGAAAAGACAAUAACAAUCCUUAUUUUUGAUGUUCUUAGGCGACCCCUGGCAAAUCGUCAAUCGAUCCCCAAGGGGGUCGCGACCCACAGGCUGAGAACCCCUGCUUUAGAGGGACCCGAAACCAUUUUGUCAUAAAUUUGCUACAACUGAAUCAAUGUCUAACCAUUUCACAAGGUCUAGUCCUCAGCUCUGGUACUAUUCUAAACUGGUCUUUGAAUACUUGUACAUUUACUUACUGAGCCUAAUCAUAUGUGAUUUCUUUUCUAGGUAGUAUUGGAAUGAUUCUAGUGUUUGUGUCCAUGUAUGUGUCGUUGUGUAUGUACUGACAAAACUUUGUAUGCAAUGAUAAUACUAUAUUAUCGCUGGUUUAAAAAAAUCUUUGCAAAUGAAAAUACUUUCGAAUUAGACCACACAAGAUAUAAGACUAUACUGGUAAUACCAUUGUAAUAAAACAUAUACUAUAAUUGUGUCAUUCUAA